Aspergillus tanneri is the source of this 369-nucleotide messenger RNA. RefSeq lists its product as uncharacterized. Bases 1 to 369 code for a protein of 122 amino acids. The record is from RefSeq and is a predicted model, not a curated record. NCBI's taxonomy places the organism in Eukaryota, Fungi, Ascomycota, Eurotiomycetes, Eurotiales, Aspergillaceae. The transcript has 2 exons.
AUGCCACCACACCUUGCUAGCGCCUGCCCCCUGGCUGAUGGCCAUGAUGAGGCCUUCGGGCCCUCCUUCCAAGUUAUUGCCGAAGUCACAUUGGAAUAUGCUGACCCUGAUGUUCCCGAUCAGGAAAUUGAGUUUGAAUUCAUUAUGGAUUACCACCAAGGCAUUUGUGCCCUUUCCGACUACAACGCGCUGAUAUCCAACCCGCAGGCGAUAUGCUACGUCGCCGAAUUCAUGCUGCGAACGUGGGCAUUCGGUAAGUUUCAACACCUUGAUAUUGAGCCCGAACCCCCAGCCGAAGAUAACUCGGCUGAAGACACCGAACCGAUAGGCCGAGCGGCUAUGGAAUUAGAUGCUGAAGACGAUGGGUAG